Plasmopara halstedii is the source of this 531-nucleotide messenger RNA. RefSeq lists its product as uncharacterized. The record is from RefSeq and is a predicted model, not a curated record. Lineage: Eukaryota; Oomycota; Peronosporomycetes; Peronosporales; Peronosporaceae. Bases 1 to 531 code for a protein of 176 amino acids. The transcript has a single exon.
AUGAAGACUUUCAAUGCCAUCGCAGCUUCUACCUUCAUCGUGGCUGCCACGAUCGACUUGUCCACAGCGAUGGAAACAUACCUUACAAAACUUCCAAACGGUUCAAAGUUUAAGAUGGCCAUUGGCCACCCCGGUGGGGAUUCAUCGAAAAAAACCAAACUUGCUGACCUUUUCAAACAAGAGGGUUACAAGUGGACCGAAAAGCUGUGCAAAACUGAAUUUGAAGGUGCCUCGAUGACGUACGGUGCAGCUUUCGGCGAUCCGUGCUGCUCGUUUAAGGAAGGCGGUACACCUGACUUCGAAGUGGAGGCUUUCACAGAUAAACCUACGAAGGCUACAGUGUGCGCCACUGACGGAGCAGCUGGGAAAGGUGACAGCGCGGAAACACCUAGUGGCGAUGGCGGUGACGCUACUCAAAUGCCGCCCUCGACCGGAGAUACUCCUGAGACUACUGGUAGCCCGUCUCCGUCUACCCCUCCAUCACCCGCUGGUGGUUGUGCCGCUAAACCCUCUCGCAAGCUGCGCAAGUAA